GUAUGUGCGUGUGAGUGAGUAGUCUUCCUGGUUCUACUCGGCUGUUAUUUGUCUUCUCUUUUAGACUUUCGUGUUAUAUUUUCGGUUCUGUUCAGACAGAGUUGGUCAUGCGGACCGGGUAAUCGCUUUAGGGUCAGUUUACCGGUUAGUACUGGUUAACUCACGGCUCUCCGGUGAGCUAGCUGACAGCGAAAGGUUUCCUGUCACCAACAGCAUGUUUGCAUCCUGCUGUAACUGGUUGUGUAUGGACUCGGGUGACGUGAGUCCAUCGAGUGGGCCUGAAAGACGACAUCAGUCCUUCACAAACUCUCCACCUGAGCACACCUGUAAGGCCUGUGGGGGGGCCUUCGACACGCCUGCCAAGAAGCACAUGUGUGUGGACUGUAAGAAGAACUACUGCUGCCGUUGCUCUGCCCAGCGGGAGCUCCGUCCCCGUCUCUGUCACACCUGUCAGCGUUUCUACGGGAACCUGUUGCAGCGAGCGGAGCUAAUGAAGCUGAAAGUAAAGGAGCUCAGGGAUUACCUGCACCUGCAUGAGGUCUCCACUCACCUGUGCAGAGAAAAGGAGGAGCUGGUGGAGCUGGUCCUGAGUCAGCAAGCAUCACCUUCCAGCAGCUUCACCCCUGAUACACCGAUAAUUGACCCCGCCACAGCAACCUCUAACCUUCCUGACGACCUCCUGACCUCCAACCCUCCGAUGCCUCGUAUUUCUGACCCGCCCACUGAUGUGCCCAUCCCUGCCUCUUCCACUCCAGAGCCUGAAGCCCUACUUCCUGAGUCAGAGACUCCGCCCCCUGAGCCCACCCUGCAGGAUGAAGACCAGAACUGGGACUCGGAGGAAGCGGCGGUAUCUGGACGACGGGCCUCGUUGUCGGACCUGAACAACGUAGAGGACAUCGAGGAGCUCAGCGUGCGGCAGCUGAAAGAAAUCCUCGCCAGGAACUUUGUCAACUACAAGGGCUGCUGUGAGAAGUGGGAGCUGAUGGAGAGGGUGACCCGACUGUACCAGGACCAGCAGAACCUACUGGCUGUGACCUUGGUCAAUGCUGCAGACUGUAGUGAGAGCGGUCACGGAUCAGCGCCACCGGGCCUGGAGGAGAACCUCUGUAAGAUCUGCAUGGACUCUCCCAUCGACUGCGUCCUGCUGGAAUGCGGUCACAUGGUCACUUGCACCAAGUGUGGGAAGAGGAUGAGCGAGUGUCCCAUCUGCCGCCAGUACGUCAUCCGGGCUGUGCAUGUGUUCCGGUCAUGAAGUCAGCCGGGCCCAGGUACACCAGAACCCGCCCAAAAAUCUAAAGGAACAUUUUUAAUGAGAGGCGGUGGCGUUUCAGUUUGACCUGUCUGACCCUCCCACCACCACCACCACUAAUGAGACUAGAACAUCAUCAAAGGGAAAUUCUGAGUUCAUCUAAACUGUUUCUCUGGAGUGAAUGAAGUGUUUGGUACUGAUUGGACCUUCUGUGCUGCUACGAGAUCAUCUCCCAGUUUGUGAAGUGAAACCGCCGAAGAAACGAGUCGGGAGCCCUCCAGCGACUGAUCUCCGUCUCUGACCCACUGUGUGUGUCCCAGGCCCCGUCUGACCUGCAGGACCAGAUUCAUCAGAACUGCACUCACCAUGUUGCCUUAAUGCUUCUCUGCUGGACUUAGCAGUCAGCAGAGUUGUGACUGGAUCCAGAUCCAUCAACACAGAAUUCAAAACAACCUCCUUCAUCUGUCUUCUCAUUUUGUCUUAAUAAGUCCCAGAAAUCUGAGGUGUCUCCCCCUGGUGAACACCAGGGGGAGACAUUGUAAUGUCUCUUCUAGUGAACUCAACUUUAGCCCCAUUCCCACCUGUACCGGGUCGGCCCGGGCCGGGUAGCAUAGGUUGUUUACAUAUCUGGGUGGCCUGGAAUUUUCCCGGGCCAACCAAGGCUCAUUCUCGGCCCUCUUCCCGAGGGGUACUGCUUCAGGUCGACCAGGGCCAACACGCCCACUGCUGACUGCAAAUUCACACCUUCCAUUAGAGCAAGCCUCUGAUUGGUGGGUAGAAUCAGCCCACAUGGGCUUAAGGCAAGGAUGUGUGGAAUCAACCGGGCCAGGCUGGGGCCGACUGGGGCUACCCGGCCCGGGCCGACCCGGUACAGGUGGGAAUGGGGCUUUAGACACCUUCUAGAUCAGGGGUAGGCAACUCCCUUCUCCAGGGAUGUUUUAGUUGUUUCUCUGCUCUAGAACCACCAGUAUUCUGCUGUAUCAGUCUGUUCUGGUUCUGUUUGUUUUUGUUGUUUUCCAUUUUUUUAUUUUUCAUACUCUGAUGAUUAGGUUUUUAAUUUUAUUAUUUAUAUGGACAGGUGAGAUGUCUUUUUUUGUUCUGGAGAAAAAGGGAAGGGUCGGUGACAUCAGAACCAACACAGAUGGCCUAAAGGGGGGGCAACUCCAUCUGAUGGCCCAGGACCCGACUCCUCUAAAGUUCAGAUUCAUCUGAACAGCCGGAGAACACAAAACCUGCUGUGUGAUGUUUUGGACCUGAGAGUUAAACCCAGAUUAAGUCGUGAUUUUGGGUCAGUACCAGCCAGUUCUGAGUGUCAAGCAGAACGUUUCCCUCAUUGCACUAAAAACUUUUCAUGCCGAAACACUUUAAGCUUUGUGGCUCCGUUAGAAGUAACUGAACUGGGUUUUCUUUGUUCUGAUGGAUGCCAUGUUCCAGGUGUCAGAGCCCUCUACUGGGUUCUGCAGCCAUGGGAGUUCUGGUUCUAACAAAGCCUUCUGUAAUCAAAUGUCCCUCCUGCCACCUUGUCCUUGGGCCAGCUAAUGCAGAACUGGCCCCUCAGUCACCCACUCAGAAUCUCUUCAGUCUGAGUGAUCAGAUGUAAAUGUGUCCCCAUCAGAUCAUCAGAACAGAAGCUGGUACCAGGCCUGAACACUACCUGAGGGAGAACUGUUUGAACUUUUUGAUUCUUUUGAGUUUGUUGAAUUUUUUUCCUGAGUGGAAUUUGUAAUAAAAUUGAUCUGGAAUCAUC
Messenger RNA from Nothobranchius furzeri (turquoise killifish), 2996 nucleotides. It is a transcript of the gene rffl, whose product is annotated as ring finger and FYVE-like domain containing E3 ubiquitin protein ligase. Gene Ontology annotation, cellular component: plasma membrane; cytoplasm. Gene Ontology annotation, biological process: negative regulation of extrinsic apoptotic signaling pathway via death domain receptors; proteasome-mediated ubiquitin-dependent protein catabolic process; protein K48-linked ubiquitination. Lineage: Eukaryota; Metazoa; Chordata; Actinopteri; Cyprinodontiformes; Nothobranchiidae. The record is from RefSeq and is a predicted model, not a curated record. Gene Ontology annotation, molecular function: ubiquitin protein ligase activity.